Messenger RNA from Babesia microti strain RI, 1680 nucleotides. Its product is annotated as Tubulin/FtsZ family GTPase domain. NCBI's taxonomy places the organism in Eukaryota, Apicomplexa, Aconoidasida, Piroplasmida, Babesiidae. Gene Ontology annotation, cellular component: microtubule; cytoplasm. The record is from RefSeq and is a predicted model, not a curated record. Gene Ontology annotation, molecular function: GTP binding; structural constituent of cytoskeleton. The transcript is spliced from 4 exons. The coding region runs from base 1 to 1680 and encodes 559 amino acids. Gene Ontology annotation, biological process: mitotic cell cycle; microtubule cytoskeleton organization.
AUGUCUGUAAUAAGCAUAUCAUGUGGAAAUUGUGGCGUGGCGGUGUCAUCAGCUGUUUUUGAGUGCAUCAACCAGUCAAUUAACAAUAUAACCAGUUGCAAUGAUGGAAACAACAGAGACUACGCCAAUUCAAUGCGGGAAAUUUAUUUUAAAACUGAUAAAAAGGAAAAUUAUGUGAGUAGAUCAAUCCUAGUUGGUAGCGAUACUUCAAAUUUCGAUGAAUACAAACAGACACAGCGUUUAUUUAAAUCUCAAGGUACCACUCAAUCCACACAAUCGAACGAUAAAAACAUAAAAUCAGGGCAGUGCGAUUGGGAACAAAAUUCUAGCUUGAUUGCAGAAUUUCAAGAGAGUUCAAACAAUUGCUGGGCUAAAGGCUAUUAUCAAUCGCAGCAGCAAGAGGAGGUAAUACGGGAUUAUCUCAGCAAUGAAGUGGAAUCUGCUGAUACUUUAGAUUCCUUCUUUAUCUACUCUGGGUUAGCAGGAGGGACUGGCUCUGGUGGUUGUUCACUUGUAUCGCAGAUUUUGGCUGACGAUUACUCAUCUACAUGUCAAACUUGCAUAGCAGUUUUACCGUUUAGCACAGGUGAAAAUGCUAUGCAGUCAAUAAAUACAAUGUUAGCACUAACCACCGCAUAUGAGAUGUCAAAUGGCAUAAUUCUGUUUGAGAACGAUAGGUAUGAUUCAAUUUGUAAAAAUGUUUUCAAAGAUAGAAGUUUUUGCGCUAUAAACAAUUGUAUUGCCAAUAGCUUAUUUUCUAACAUACAGCCAAUUGCGGAAACAUGUUCAAUAUCUCGAAAGACUUUGUAUCGUAAUAAUGUUGAAAAGAUGAUGCGAGAAUUAUGCCCUUAUCCGAAACAUAAAAUACUUACUUCAAGGGCGUUGCCAAUUGGCAGUCGUAAAAAUUUAUCCUAUGAAAAUCCUACCCAUGGUAAAUUGCUAUCUCAAAUUGUAGAGUCUAUAAACGAAUCAUUGCUACCUUUUGAAACACCAGAAACCAAUGAUGUGGACGUGGAUGUCCAUUAUUCCACAUUCACACCAACAUCUGUGCAACAGGGUAACAUAUCAAAAUUGAAAAGUGUUACCGAUGAUAAGAAAAGUAAAGUAUAUAGUGAAGAAGAGGAGAAAUAUUUAUACAAAAAUGUGCGUGACAUACCAAUAGUCGCUCCCAGCUAUUUUAGCGUAAAAAAUGGUGUGUUAAUUAAUAAAAAGAAAUCAACAUUAGAUCUAUCAAGAAGUGCAGAUGUUAGUAGCGUAUCUGGUGGAGUGAAAAAGAGUGUGAAAGGUAAUGUGAAGCUGAUCAAUACUGGGGGGAUGCGUAAAAAGCCGAUCAAAAAGAACAUAGUCACCUCAAUGAAUAUAAACAUUGGUGGGGUACUAGAUGAUGAAGGGAUUGACUUAAACCAGCACUUGUCACAGGUUCUUUUUUGGGGCCAUUCGUUAUCGCCUGCUAAUGCAUGCUACAGUCCGUGGGAUGGAGGGGUUGGCGGUAAAAGCUGUGGUAUUUUGAGCAACUGCCAGACACCACUAAAAGCAAUAACCAGAUCAAAUGACAGUACUAAAAUGACAUUCAUUAGUAAUGCAUAUUUAGGAAAGUACCAAUCUUUCGGCAUGGAGAAUGACGAGUUCAUUGAAGCUAUUAUUAGGGGCGAACAGAUCAUUAACAAUUAUGACAUCUGA